Molecule: messenger RNA, 1186 nt
Organism: Stegodyphus dumicola
Lineage: Eukaryota; Metazoa; Arthropoda; Arachnida; Araneae; Eresidae
Product: glutathione S-transferase Mu 1-like
Biological process (GO): glutathione metabolic process
Molecular function (GO): glutathione transferase activity
Source: RefSeq, a predicted model, not a curated record
AUAUUUGGUAGUUUGGUAUUGGCAAUAACACAGUUACCUUUUUUGCCUGCUAGUACCGGUUAAGAAAUUUCUUGAGCGGUGUCUUGAAAACCCGAUUGUAACCAUUUAAACGCUGAUCUGAAAUGGCUCCUGUGUUAGGAUACUGGAAUAUUCGAGGAUUGGCACAGCCUAUUCGUUUGUUGCUAGCAUACACAGAAUCAGAAUUUGAAGAUAAGAAGUAUGCUUAUGGCCCGGCUCCUGACUAUGAUCGUAGUGCUUGGCUUAAAGAAAAGCACACACUUGGCUUGGAUUUUCCAAAUCUACCCUAUUACAUUGAUGGUGAUGUAAAGCUUACCCAGAGCAUUACAAUUAUGCGCUAUUUAGCUCGUAAGCACAAGCUAGAACCAGAAGCAGAGGAAGAUAAAAUAAGAGCUGAUUUGAUUGAGCAGCAGGUGUCUGAUUUCCGACUAAAUUUUGCAAAACUUGCUUAUAAUUCUGAAUUUGAAAAGCUGAAAGAGGAGUAUUUGAAAAAAUUACCCACUCUGUUGAAAGAAAUUUCUGAUUUUCUUGGUAAACGCUUGUGGUUUGCCUCACAGGAUAAGAUUACCUAUGUUGACUUCAUGGUUUAUGAAGCCUUGUAUCAUCAUAAGGCUUUAGCUGCUGAUUGCCUGAAUGAAUUCCAAAAUUUGAAGGAUUUCUUUGAUAGGUUUGAGGAGCUUCCAACAAUUCAAAAAUACAUUCAGUCACCGGAUUACUUGAAAUGGCCUUUAAAUGGUGAUGUGGCUGUGUUUGGGUCCAGAAGUUCAAAGAAAUAAUUUUUCACAUGGACUUUGUUUAUAGCCAAAUAUUUUUUUCUCUUUUUGUAUGUGCUUUUGCAUAAAAAUGCUUUGGGCUUGAAUUUAUACUGUAAACGUCCUCUGUGGUUAUUUUUUUUUAUUGAAUUUUGAUUUUGAAUUCCAUUUGUAAACCACUGCAUUUACAUUUUUAUAACAAUUGUAGUACAGUUUAGGUUUGUCAUAUGAAUGUAUUGCAGAAUUUAGUUCUGUGCUCGUGAAUUGUAAAACUUUUUUUAUUAUUAUUUUUAUUAUUUUUUUAUGAUGGCAGUAUUUGUUAAGUGUAACAAGGCAUAUCAUACCUUCAGGCCAAGAAAAUGUUGGAAUUUUCUGUUUAAAUACCCUUACAAUAAAAUUCACAUUCUUAAAAAAGA